AUGUCAGAGUACAUUGUUAUCUAUACUGCCAUUCUAUCACGACUCGCUGUCUUGAUCCUCGGAGUCGUCUCUCUACACGUCCAUAUUCCAUAUUUACAAUCUUCAACCAUUGCCUUUGACACAUCAGCCCAUAUCGAUCCGUGCCAAAACAUAACGUCAUAUCUUGAUACUCCAUUGGAAUGCGCUUUCAAGCUGAUGGCAUCUGCCUUUUAUCGAUGGGACGCGUUGCAUUUCGUCAACAUUGCAAGGCAUGGUUAUGGAUUUGAGAAGAGCUUUGCCUUCUUUCCUGCACUGCCAAUGACUCUUAGAUUGUUUGGAAUUGAUGACGAACUGACAACCAUUGUCACUGGAUUGAUUGUGACAAACAUCUGCUUUGUACUGGCGGCCUUAUCGCUUUACAGACUCUCGUUACGAGUAUUGAAGGAUCCCAAAAUAGCUACAAUAUCUGCUUUACUCUUUUGCAUUGGGCCCGGAGGACCAUUCAUGUCAUCCAUAUAUACAGAGAGCCCAUUCGCCAUGCUCUCGUUUGGCGGAAUGCUGGCCUUCUCGAACCAAAAGCCGAUUGUGGCAUCGGUGCUUUGGGGUAUGGCUGCAACCUUCCGCUCCAAUGGAGUCUUGCUCAGCGGUUUCUUACUAUAUGGUCUGUUACUGGACUUUCGGACUCGUAAAUUGGCCUUAACAAAGGUCCUCACGUCCUUGAUCGGCAUAACUAUUGUGGUUUCGAGUAUGGCUGCAUCGCAAUAUUGUGGAUAUCGAGCCUUCUGUCAAGAUGUUGAUGCGGACUCGCUGCCACCAUGGUGUAAUAAUACUCUGCCAAUGAUUUAUUCAUUCGUGCAGCAAAAGUAUUGGGACGUCGGCUUGUUUAAAUACUACAAGCCAUCCCAAAUACCAAACUUUAUAGUCGCUGCUCCUAUAUUGGCAAUGACUAUACACGCUGCUUGGAUUUACGCAUCAUCAAAUCCGGACACAUUCUGGUCUCUUGGUCUAGUCCUGUCUCGUACUGGAUAUGGAUUUAGCUCUUCACCAGUCUUGCCGUACCUGUAUUUAUGGCUUGCACAAGCACUCGUGUGUGGAUUGAUGCUACAUGUACAGAUUAUGGGACGCUUCUUGUCGAGUAUGCCAGCUCUAUAUUGGUAUGUAGCACAUGUGUUUGUGAAUGGACAGAGUAAGAGUCAGAGAAUAAUGGUCGAGUAUCUGUUACUAUAUCUAGUGGUGGGCACAUUGUUGUUUUGUAAUUUCUUGCCACCUGCAUGA
Synchytrium microbalum is the source of this 1254-nucleotide messenger RNA. RefSeq lists its product as uncharacterized. The transcript is spliced from 6 exons. Gene Ontology annotation, cellular component: endoplasmic reticulum membrane; mannosyltransferase complex. Gene Ontology annotation, biological process: GPI anchor biosynthetic process. The record is from RefSeq and is a predicted model, not a curated record. The coding region runs from base 1 to 1254 and encodes 417 amino acids. Gene Ontology annotation, molecular function: alpha-1,6-mannosyltransferase activity; GPI mannosyltransferase activity. NCBI's taxonomy places the organism in Eukaryota, Fungi, Chytridiomycota, Chytridiomycetes, Synchytriales, Synchytriaceae.